This is a messenger RNA of Nylanderia fulva, 2533 nucleotides long. RefSeq names its product DNA replication licensing factor Mcm5. Lineage: Eukaryota; Metazoa; Arthropoda; Insecta; Hymenoptera; Formicidae. Gene Ontology annotation, molecular function: 3'-5' DNA helicase activity; single-stranded DNA binding; single-stranded DNA helicase activity. Gene Ontology annotation, biological process: DNA replication; DNA replication initiation; double-strand break repair via break-induced replication. The record is from RefSeq and is a predicted model, not a curated record. Gene Ontology annotation, cellular component: MCM complex; nucleus.
UUUACCUUGAAAGUUUCCCGCCAAAACGGAAAGUUUUCCACGACGCGACAUACUUGUUGAUUGUGAUCGUACUUUUGCUCGAUCUUUUUAUUCAAACUUCAAACGAAUACUCGCGUAACAUGGAAGGCUUCGACGAUCCAGGAGUAUUCUUCUCGGACAAUUUUGCGGUGAACGACACCGACGAAAAUCGGGUGAAUCUCCAACACUCGAAGAAGAAGUUCAAGGAAUUCAUUCGACAGUUUCACGAGGGUAACUUCAAUUACAAAUAUCGGGAUACUCUAAAACGUAAUUACAAUCUUGGGCAAUACUGGCUGGAGAUUAAUUUGGAAGAUCUGGCAGCUUUUGACGAGUCCCUCGCAGAGAAGAUCCAAAAACUCCCAACAGAAUAUUUACCGAUUCUAGAGGAGGCUGCGAAGGAUGUUGCGGACGAACUUACAACGCCACGACCUGAAGGUGAAGAAAAAGUGGAAGAUAUUCAGGUGCUGUUGUGCUCGGAUGCUCAUCCAACCUCUUUGAGAGGAAUGAAGCCCGAUAUUGUUUCCAAGAUUGUCAAAGUUCCUGGUAUAAUUGUCUCUGCAUCUGGAAUCAGAGCAAAGGCAACAAAAAUUGCAAUACAAUGUCGCUCUUGUAAAGUUACUCAAGUCAAUAUUCCUAUCAAGCCAGGCUUGGAAGGAUAUGCAUUACCUAGGAAGUGUUCUACAGAACAAGCAGGUCGACCAAGAUGUCCUCUAGAUCCUUUUUUUAUAAUGCCAGAUAAAUGCCGUUGCGUAGAUUUUCAAGUAUUAAAGCUUCAAGAAUUACCAGAUCAUAUACCGCAGGGUGAAAUGCCUAGACAUUUGCAAUUAUAUUGCGAUCGGUAUUUAUGCGACCGAAUUGUACCUGGUAAUAGGGUUUUGAUUCUUGGGAUCUAUUCCAUUAAAAAGGUGUCUAAAACAGGUGGUAAAAAUGCAGGCAGAGAGAAGGCAUUAGUAGGUGUUCGGGCUCCGUAUAUUCGAGUUCUUGGUAUCACUGUAGAUGGAGAAAAUGCAAACAUUGGAACUCAGCCACCUGUGUCAUCCGAAGAGGAGGACCUUUUCACCCGUUUAGCGGCAGAUCCUAAUCUAUAUGAGAGAAUCGCGAAGAGCAUAGCUCCCAGUAUUUUUGGUGCGAUAGACAUCAAGAAAGCUAUCGCGUGUUUACUAUUCGGUGGAUCCAGAAAACUGAUGCCGGACGGUUUAUGCAGGAGAGGUGAUAUCAAUGUGUUGAUGUUGGGUGAUCCGGGUACUGCAAAAUCGCAGUUAUUGAAAUUUGUGGAAAAAGUCGCCCCUAUAGCUGUUUAUACAUCAGGAAAAGGUAGUUCCGCGGCUGGUUUGACAGCGUCUGUAUCGAGAGAUCCAGUGACUAGAAAUUUUGUUAUGGAGGGCGGUGCAAUGGUACUCGCGGAUGGUGGAGUUGUCUGCAUAGAUGAGUUCGACAAGAUGAAGGAGGACGAUAGAGUGGCGAUACACGAGGCUAUGGAACAACAAACAAUUUCUAUAGCGAAAGCGGGAAUAACGACGACCCUAAAUACGCGUUGUUCCGUGUUAGCGGCGGCAAAUUCGGUCUUCGGUCGUUGGGACGAGAUAAAAGGAGAAGAGAAUAUAGAUUUCAUGCCGACGAUACUAUCCCGUUUCGAUACGAUAUUUAUUGUUAAAGAUGAGCAUGAGCACAACAGAGAUAUAACACUGGCCAAACACGUUUUGAACAUUCAUUGUAAUGCUGGCCAGAUCACAGAACAAUCAGUAGAAGGAGAGAUACCUGUACACAUUCUCAAGAAGUAUAUAAAUUAUUGCAGAACCCGUUGUGGUCCAAGACUCAGUGCAGAGGCAGGAGAAAAAUUAAAUCGUUAUGUAAUGAUGCGAGCUGGUACUAGAGAACAUGAGAAAGAUGCCGAGAAAAGAUUGUCUAUACCUAUAACAGUCCGGCAGCUUGAGGCUAUCGUACGAAUCUCCGAAGCAUUGGCCAAAAUGCAGAUGCAACCCUUUGCUACUGAAGUUCAUGUAAACGAAGCUCUAAGGCUCUUCCAAGUGUCUACGUUAGAAGCAGCAAUGUCUGGAUCAUUAGCAGGAGCUGAAGGAUUUACCUCAGAAGAGGAUCAUGAAAUAUUGUCGCGCAUCGAAAAACAAUUGAAAAGCAGAUUUCCUAUUGGACAUCAAGUGUCUGAGCAAAAUAUAGUGAAAGAUUUUCUUAAGCAAUCAUUUCCGGAACGCGCUAUUUACAAAGUCAUACAUACAAUGAUACGUCGUGGUGAACUGCAACAUCGUUUGCAACGUAAAAUGUUGUACAGACUGCAUUGAAGAGAACAACAAAAACAUUUUUAAUGCGUAUGUAUAACGUUAUGCUUUUGUUGCGUAUGUUACAUAAUUCUUUUUCAACUAUUUUGAUAGAAAACUAAUGACCGUGUGUUAAUUUACAAUUAUGGAAGUUCGUCCUUAAAUGGAUAUUGAGGAUGAUCUUGAAUUCUGAAACAAAUAAUUUAUUACAUACAAUAUAUUUAUAUAGCUGUGCAAAAAUA